Messenger RNA from Fusarium keratoplasticum, 1632 nucleotides. RefSeq lists its product as uncharacterized. NCBI's taxonomy places the organism in Eukaryota, Fungi, Ascomycota, Sordariomycetes, Hypocreales, Nectriaceae. The record is from RefSeq and is a predicted model, not a curated record. The transcript is spliced from 4 exons. Bases 1 to 1632 code for a protein of 543 amino acids.
AUGGGCCUUUCUCGCUCCUUUGCGCUCCUUGCCUUGGUGCUGGUGCACCCUUCUGCCGCUGGGACGAACCAGAACAUUGUAACCAUCUGUAGCGCUGUUGAGGGCACAGAUGGCUGCACCAAAAACUUCAAUAUUCCCUAUGAUUCUCGACCCCUGACAAACUGUGGCAACAAGGCUAGCCCGUGCGGAGUCGAGAUCUUGACUAACUCGGAGAACAUUUGUGACAUGAUCAACGAUGUCUUGCCAAACAAGGACUUUGUCAACGGGUAUGCCACAUGGUGUUUAGCAUUGCCUGAUGCCCUUCGCGAGAAGAAGGCCGAGUCCGCCAUCUGGACCGGCGGUAAGGUCAAUGGAGCGACCACUAGGGCCAUGAAUGCCAUUACUUCAAUUGAAAAGGUGAGCGAGACUGACUCUAUGACUGUUGUGUUUGGAUCAUCAUCUAAAUCCCAAAACAGAGAUUUGCCGAUGAAGGUUACGAUCCCAAGGAUAACAAAGCGAGUGUCGUCUCUAAGGAGCUCGCAAACAAGGAUGGAUGGACAGUGCUUCAAGCACCAGAGGUUAGUCAACGUAACCUCCUACAUAUCCCUGGUCACGUCAAUCGAUUUCUGUCAGACCAACUCGUGCAGCCAGAAGCGGCUCGACGUGAUUCGGCAGUGGUUCAUCAACUGGAUCACCGCCGAUACGCAGAUUCGAAAGGGCUCGCUUUCUGUUUUGCUGAAGGGAUGGCAAGAUUCCUUCAAGGGAACCUGGAAAACAAAGAUUGCAGCCAUGUCGACUUCGUGGAACACUCUAAAGGCUCGCUAUGACUCGGCCAAUGCCAAAAUCACGGAAAUACAGGACACUGUUUGCCAAGGCGAUGCAUGCAAGGGCAAGACGGCGGCAGGAUUCAUCAAGCAAGUAUCACUCUUGCUCCAGAGCAUAGACAACCUAUACAGUAUUGGCUACCAAGCUGGCGAUGCAGAGUACAUGAGACAGUACUUUCUCGACAGCUACCUAAACAACAUCCAAACCGCGUACAACCUCGAGCCAAAGAAGCUUGCACCCGUCAGCCCAUAUUACGACCUCGUCGUACCCAACAAGUUGGAGACGUUGCGUAUGCUCAUGAAUGGGUUUGGUACUGUCACAACCAAUUUGGAUUACUAUGCCAAGGAGAUGCAGGCCAACUUUUACUCUUUCACGCCCUUCAAGAAACACGCAACUACGGUUGAUGCAGUCCUCAAGCGCUUCGAUGCCAUCCUCGCCCCAGACUGGAAGAACAACCAGGAGCUCUCACGAACCCCUGAGCUCCGCAAGGUUCGCGACGGCUUCAUCAAGACUCAGAACAUCAUCAAGAGCACCCUACAAAGCCCGGUCGGUGAUUUCUUGAAGGUCAUCAAUGCCUUCAACGAAGAAUUCGCCAAGUUUCCGCUUGCGACUAAGAAGCUUCAGCUUGCCUUUGGAGCCGUCCCCUAUCAACGUUGGAUCGAUGUCGAGUUUGACUACCCCUGCCGAACCAACAAGGAGCAGACUUUUACGGCGGCUGGCUUCUCGAAGGUGUACAAGUGGCCCGAGUUCAGCGCCUGCUCUUUUACUACCCAAAACGUAGAUCUUGUCUCCAACUGGAUUCCUCACAUGAAGUAUCGUUUUGCCUAG